UAAGCUGCCCAAGGAGGGAGGAAGAAGGGAGAGAGAAAAAGAUAGGAAAUGCAAAUGAUAAACAUAAUUUGACAAAAUGGCGAGUAUUGGCAUUUCCAUUCACCCAAAUGGCAUCUCCUUGAAAAAUUCCUCUGUUAAAUGCCAUCUUUUUUCUGCUCGAAAACUUCAGUUAUCUUUCCCAAUCAACUGCUCUGCUGUUGGGAAUGGAUUGGAGAAAGAAAACUCGUCUCAAUUCAAAGAACUUAGGAAUGUUGCAUUUGGCCUCCUGGCCACGUUGGCAGUCACAGCUGCCUCGCCUGUAAUAGCUGCUAACCAGAGACUUCCUCCACUUUCGAACGAUCCCGACCGUUGUGAGCGUGCAUUCGUUGGUAACACAAUUGGUCAAGCAAAUGGUGUAUAUGACAAGCCCUUAGAUCUCCGCUUUUGUGACUAUACAAAUGAAAAGUCUAAGCUCAAGGGGAAGUCUCUUACAGCUGCUCUCAUGUCAGAUGCUAAGUUUGAUGGUGCUGACAUGACCGAAGUUGUCAUGUCCAAGGCUUAUGCUGUUGGAGCUAGUUUCAAGGGUACUGACUUCACAAAUGCAGUCAUAGAUCGCGUUAAUUUUGGCAAGUCCGAUCUAGAAGGAGCUGUGUUUAAGAAUACCGUAUUAUCAGGGUCCACUUUCGAGGAGGCUAAACUAGACGGUGUCAUAUUUGAGGACACCAUUAUUGGUUAUGUUGAUCUUCAAAAGAUCUGUCUUAAUAAAUCUAUCAGUGAGGAAGGAAGAGAUGUACUUGGGUGUCGAUGAAGCUAAUGUCCUCCUACCUAUGCUCUCUCUCCCGAGAGUCUCUACCCCGUUCUCUUUUCAACAAUUUUGUGUGAAGAAAACAAGUAUGUUUUAGAGGUAAUUCAUAUACUCGAAUGUAUAUUUUGUAAUUGACAGUUUAUGAUGAUUUGUUCUGUAUAAUAGUGAUGCACUUAUCUCUGAUAAAAUGAAGAAGUUCACAUUAAUCUCCAUUUCUUAA
Messenger RNA from Spinacia oleracea (spinach), 1004 nucleotides. RefSeq names its product thylakoid lumenal 17.4 kDa protein, chloroplastic. The record is from RefSeq and is a predicted model, not a curated record. Bases 77 to 787 code for a protein of 236 amino acids. The transcript is spliced from 4 exons. Lineage: Eukaryota; Viridiplantae; Streptophyta; Magnoliopsida; Caryophyllales; Amaranthaceae.